GAUAAAUAUCGAAUUUCGUAUAAAAGAUAGUCGUUUCCUAACUAUAGAUAUCACAAUUCGUUUACCUCUUCGCUUACAAAGAAGUCCAAAAACUCAAAAUUAACAAAAUGUUCAAAUUGUUCGCUGUCUGCUUCUUGGCUGUCUUCGCUGUUGCCUUCGGUGCUGCUAAACCCGGUCUCUUGGCUGCCCCAUUGGCUUACUCUGCACCAUUAGCUGCUGCCCCAGUUGCUGCUGCCUAUGCCGCUCCAUUCGCCGCUGCUUACUCCGCCCCUCUCGCCUACACCGCAGGAUAUGCUGGUUACGUCGCACCCUACGCCAGCAGUUACUCAGCUCAUUCGAUUGCGCACUCCGCUGCUUUCCCAGCUGCCUAUGCCGUUGCUCCAGUAGUCGCUGCUGCUCCUCCAGCUGUCGCUUUGUUGAAGAAAUAGAAAACUAAUUCAAUUUUUUCAUAAUGUAGUCGAAAAUCUGACCCAUUGCGAGUUGUAACGAAAUCAAGAUAAAAAGUUGAUAGAAAAAGAAGAAUUCAAA
Molecule: messenger RNA, 528 nt
Organism: Bactrocera oleae (olive fruit fly)
Lineage: Eukaryota; Metazoa; Arthropoda; Insecta; Diptera; Tephritidae
Product: cuticle protein 16.5
Source: RefSeq, a predicted model, not a curated record